This is a messenger RNA of Ordospora colligata OC4, 705 nucleotides long. Its product is annotated as subunit alpha of 20S proteasome. Gene Ontology annotation, biological process: ubiquitin-dependent protein catabolic process. Gene Ontology annotation, cellular component: proteasome core complex, alpha-subunit complex; proteasome core complex. The transcript has a single exon. The record is from RefSeq and is a predicted model, not a curated record. Lineage: Eukaryota; Fungi; Microsporidia; Ordosporidae. Bases 1 to 705 code for a protein of 234 amino acids.
AUGACAACACAGGAAGAGAUUUCGAAUGUUUUUAACAGCGAAGGAAAGCUCCUUCAGAUUGAGUAUGGACUUGAGGCAGUGAACCAUUCGUUGCCUGUAAUCACUGUAAGGUCUAGGGACAUGAUUGUAUGCGCAGCAAAGAGAAUUAUGCAGGAUAAGCUUGAGGAUGAGUGCCUGUCGAGCUUUGCAAGGGUUUCUGAGAGAUGCUUUGUGGCGAUUACGGGGCUUCCUGGAGAUGUUGAGUAUAUUGUGCAGAGGAUAAAAAUGAUUGCGAAUAAGGAAACGUUUUCUCUUGGAUUUGAAGUGACACCUGAUAUCCUGUGUAGACAGUUCGCAGACAAGAUGCAGAAGCUGAUACAGAGUUCAGCGGAACGACCAGCAGCAUUUAGUGCGUCUAUUUUUGGGUUUGAUGCAGGAAAGGCGAUGGUCUAUCAGACUGACAUGUCUGGGAUUUGCUAUCCUUGUUAUGCUACUGCGGUUGGAGAGAAGCAUGGGAAGAUGAGCAAGUAUAUUGAGAAGAGCUAUGUGGAGGGUGCAGAUAGCCGAGAGCUUGUUGAGCUAGCUGUUGCUGCACUGCUUGAGUCACUUGGAAACGAUUCGGUGUGUUCUGAGAUGGAGGUUGCAUAUUUGAAUGCAGGAGAGCCAUUAAAGUAUCUGAGUGCCGAGGAGAUUGAUCGGGUGCUGCAGGAGAUAGCAGAGAAGUAA